Molecule: messenger RNA, 1479 nt
Organism: Hevea brasiliensis (rubber tree)
Lineage: Eukaryota; Viridiplantae; Streptophyta; Magnoliopsida; Malpighiales; Euphorbiaceae
Product: probable protein phosphatase 2C 25
Exons: 4
Coding region: 68-1237 (389 amino acids)
Biological process (GO): protein dephosphorylation
Molecular function (GO): cation binding; protein serine/threonine phosphatase activity
Source: RefSeq, a predicted model, not a curated record
UCCCUCUUCUUUCUUUAUAGUCACUUGCCCUAGACAAAACGAACAGACAAACAAAGAACUUAAAAGGAUGUCGUGCUCCGUUGCGGUCUCCAAUUCUCCCGUAUUCUCUCCUUCAUCGUCUCUCUUCUGCAACAACAAAACUCCAGUGUUAAUUUCUCCGUCACCGUCUGAAACUCUAACUCUAACACUAACCCAUUUAAAAGCUUCGCAGGCUCCAUCGUCAUCAUCUUCUUCUUCUCCAUCAUCUCCUUGCUCUCCUUUACGGCUUCGGCUUCAGAAACCACCCUCUGCCCUCCCUUCUUCUACUUUGGCUUCCACUUCGGCUUUGUCUUUGGGAUCAUCGGCGUCGGGGACGGUGUUGAAGAGGAAGAGGCCGGCGAGGCUUGAUAUUCCGGUGACGGCCAUGGGGUUCGAAGUACCGAUCACGCCGGCGGUUGAGGAAGCGGUGAUAGAGAGAGAGGGGUCUGUAUAUUCCGUGUAUUGUAAAAGAGGGAGAAGAGAGGCUAUGGAGGAUCGCUUCUCUGCUGUUCUCGACCUUCAGGGAGAUCCCAAGCAGGCUUUCUUUGGUAUUUUUGAUGGGCAUGGAGGUUCUAAAGCUGCUCAGUAUGCAUCAGAAUACUUAGAUAAGAACAUUGUAAAAGAAAUUGACAAGAGGGAUGAAGAACAACUUGAGGAUGCAGUAAAACACGGCUAUUUGAACACGGAUUCUCAGUUUCUAAAGGAGGAUUUGCGAGGUGGCUCGUGUUGCGUGACAGCUCUGGUUCGAAAGGGAAAUCUUGUUGUAUCCAAUGUAGGAGAUUGUCGUGCUGUGGUGAGCAUAAGUGGUGUUGCUGAGGCCCUAACAUCUGAUCAACGCCCUUCUAGGGAAGAUGAGAAGAACAGAAUCGAGAACUUGGGUGGCUAUGUUGAUUUGAUCCAUGGUGUUUGGAGAAUUCAAGGAUCCUUGGCUGUAUCCAGGGGUAUUGGAGAUGGCCAUCUUAAGCAGUGGGUAAUCGCUGAGCCUGAGACAAAAAUUAUAAAGAUCAACCAUGAUCAUGAGUUCUUGAUACUAGCUUCUGAUGGCUUGUGGGAUAGGGUUGGUAAUCAGGAAGCAGUAAACAUUGCUCGCCCAUAUUGCGUAGGAGUUGAUAGACCAGAACCAUUGGCUGCCUGUAAAAAGCUUGUCGAUCUAUCUGUUUCUCGAGGUUCCACAGAUGAUAUUAGUGUAAUGCUGAUCCAGAUGAAGUGCUAUAUCUAAUUAUGUUGUCAUUCUUGGAAUUACUGCUGACGUAUCUGUUGAUUCAGUCUAAUCUAGUGCUAGUUUUGAAAACUCUGUGGAUUUUUUGUCCCAUGAGAGAAAUAGACAGAUCCAUUCAUUCAUUUAUUCUUUUUAGAAUUAUAAUUUUAUUUAUAGUAUGAAAAUAAUGACUUGUAAAUCUUAUUACAUAAAUAAUUUUUCUGGAAAUACAUUCACCGUGUCUAUGAGGUACUUGCACUUUA